AUGGCCAACUCCGGCCUUCAGCUCCUGGGCUACUUCCUGGCUAUGGGUGGCUGGGUGGGCAUCAUCGCCAGCACAGCCCUGCCGCAGUGGAAGCAGUCCUCCUACGCGGGCGACGCUAUCAUCACCGCUGUGGGCCUCUACGAAGGGCUCUGGAUGUCCUGCGCCUCCCAGAGCACAGGUCAGGUGCAGUGCAAGCUUUAUGACUCGCUGCUCGCACUGGAAGGUCACAUCCAGUCAGCACGAGCCCUAAUGGUGGUGGCUGUGCUCCUGGGCUUCGUGGGCAUGGUCCUCAGUGUCGUCGGCAUGAAGUGCACCCGGGUCGGAGACAGCAACCCCGUCGCCAAGGGCCGUGUCGCCAUCGCCGGGGGUGCCCUCUUCCUCCUGGCGGGCCUCUGCACGUUGACGGCCGUCUCAUGGUAUGCCACCCUGGUGACCCAAGAGUUCUUCAACCCCAGCACACCUGUCAACGCCAGGUAUGAGUUCGGCCCAGCCCUGUUUGUGGGCUGGGCGGCCGCCGGCCUGGCCCUGCUGGGUGGCUCUUUCCUCUGCUGCACGUGUCCGGAGCCUGAACGAGCCAACAACAGCCCACAGCCCUACCGGCCAGGCCCCUCCACGGCUGCCCGAGAACCAGUUGUUAGAUUGUCCGCCUCCACCAAGGGCCCCCUGGGUGUGUAA
Budorcas taxicolor (takin) is the source of this 675-nucleotide messenger RNA. It is a transcript of the gene CLDN19, whose product is annotated as claudin 19. The transcript has 5 exons. Lineage: Eukaryota; Metazoa; Chordata; Mammalia; Artiodactyla; Bovidae. Gene Ontology annotation, cellular component: bicellular tight junction; plasma membrane. Gene Ontology annotation, biological process: cell adhesion; bicellular tight junction assembly. The coding region runs from base 1 to 675 and encodes 224 amino acids. The record is from RefSeq and is a predicted model, not a curated record. Gene Ontology annotation, molecular function: structural molecule activity.